UCCGAUCUGAGACGAAGCCCCCCAAAUCUCGCUGUGAGGCAGACGUGGCACCCACAAGACCACAAAGCUCUUUCCAAUAUUAGCGAAGAACCAAGCAUUUUUUUCCAUCCUGUAUCCAGGUGUUUAAUGUGCACACCAGGAGGAGGAGCAUGUCCAUUGAAAUGAAGCAUAAAAAUAAUGCAUUACCCCCCCCAAAAAAUCAUGAAUAUUUUACAUUCCAUUUAAUUGUCAUUGCUGUAUGUUUUUGUAAAAUACAAUAUUAGCCAGUCUUAUUUACUAAUUGAAAAAAAAAAAGCACAUUAUAAACAUUUAACUUUGGGAGGGAAGAGUGGAAUUGAUUGAUUGAUCGUCUGCGUCGAUUAAAAUGGCAGGUCAUCAUCCAGUCAGCAAUGAGUAACCCGACAGCAGCCGAGUGUCAAGUCCCUCCAGCGGAGUACCAGGUCUACUUGUUCCCAGCCAUCUAUAUCUUCGCUCUAGUGUUUGGUCUCCCGGGAAACCUGGCUGCCAUCUACGUGUUCACCCUUAGGGUCAAAACCCGCAGCGCCUUCAGCGUGUAUAUCAGCAACCUGGCUCUGGCAGAUGUCAUCAUCCUGUGCACGCUUCCUUUCCGGAUCCACUACCACCUCAACGGGAACGAUUGGGUGUUCGGCGACGUGGCCUGCCGGAUCACGGGGGUCCUCCUCUACGCCAACAUCUACAUGAGCAUUUGCUUCAUGACGUGCAUUUGCGUGGACCGCUACAUGGCCACGGUGCAUCCACAUGCCUACCUGAAGCUGAGAAGACCUCGGUACUCGCUGCUCACCAGCACCGCCCUCUGGGUUGUCGCAGGAGUGGCUGUCGUAGUCUUCAUCCUCAUGGGGCCUCUGGAGACAAACGGUAACAAAUCAGGCAACCACAACUGCUUUGAGAACUUCGCCGCCCAGGAGUGGAGCUCCCGUCUGUUGCCCUACAGCAUUCUGAGCCUGAUCUUCUGCUCGCUGCUGCCAUCCGCCAUCAUCUUGGUGUGCUACCCUCUGGCCGCCAGACGCAUUUCUAGGAUGCGCACAAGGAUGGCCCAGCGAGCCUUGAGGGUCAUCUACACCAUCCUGGCCAUCACGCUGCUUUGCUUCCUGCCCAACCACGUGGUGUACCUCCUGCACCUGCUUCGCCGCAUGGAGGUCAUCCAGAGAUGUCCCCUGGCCAACGCCAUCUACAACGCCAGGAGGGUCACCAUGGGCCUCGUCAUCCUCAACACAUGCCUGGACCCUCUGCUCUAUUACAUCACCACCACCCACUGCAGAUGGAUGUCCGUGAAGAAGACUUGGCUUCGAGUCCGGAGGCGUCGAGCUGUUUACACCAUCACAGUGCGCUAAGCCGGUGCGAGCUUCGCAACGAUGGACCUGAGCUCCUAGUUGACCCUGAAAUUUCAUGCUAGAAUUGUGGGCUUCCAUUUUUUUUUUUUUUUACAUAACAGCAAAGCGAGUUCCAUAAAAGGCAUACUCAGAU
This is a messenger RNA of Syngnathoides biaculeatus (alligator pipefish), 1485 nucleotides long. RefSeq names its product lysophosphatidic acid receptor 6. The record is from RefSeq and is a predicted model, not a curated record. The coding region runs from base 390 to 1352 and encodes 320 amino acids. Gene Ontology annotation, molecular function: oxysterol binding; G protein-coupled receptor activity. Gene Ontology annotation, biological process: G protein-coupled receptor signaling pathway. Lineage: Eukaryota; Metazoa; Chordata; Actinopteri; Syngnathiformes; Syngnathidae. Gene Ontology annotation, cellular component: membrane. The transcript has 2 exons.